Messenger RNA from Rubroshorea leprosula, 691 nucleotides. The record is from the annotation of a GenBank genome assembly. NCBI's taxonomy places the organism in Eukaryota, Viridiplantae, Streptophyta, Magnoliopsida, Malvales, Dipterocarpaceae.
GAGAGUACCUGCGAGACCAAGCUCGAUCGUCUUUUCUCCCAACUCACCUCCGACGAGGUUUUCAAUUAUGGGUUCUAUAAUAUUGCAAUCGGCCAGAGCUCCGACCAGGUCAACACAAUCGGACUCUGCAGGGCAAACAAAAGGGAGGACGCUUGCAGCAAUUGCCUCAACGACAUGGUCUCCGAGCUCCAGCAGCGCUGUCCCAACUACAAAGAAGCAAUCGGGUGGUCGGAAUUCUGCACUUUACACUACUCAAGCCAAGAAAUUUUUGGGGUCAUGGAAACCAAUCCCUUUCGUCCACUAUCUAGUAGAGGUAAUGCAUCAGAUGUCACUGCUUUUCGGCCGGGCCUUGAGUUCCUUGCUGAAGAAUUUAAGCAGCUGUGCGGCCGCUGGAGGCCCUCUUCGCAAGUAUGCGGCAGACAACACGACGGUCCUGAUGUCCUUGGGAAUAAUAUGCACUAGUGCAAUGCACGCCGGAUUUGUCCCAACAGGACUGUAGCGAUUGUCUGCCUACGGCCAUUUCAAGGGUUGGAAGUUUCUGUAAUGGGAUGACCGGAUGCAGGAUUCUGCAACCAAGUUGUAACUUGAGAUAUGAGAUUGUCCCAUUUUUUGGGGCCUGUAGAUGACAUUCCUCAGCCGUCUUCACCUCCAACGUAAGCUGCAGAUGAACUAAUUAAGGUUGAAUCCUUGC